AUGAUCUCGAAACAAAGUGCAAUCUGCUCGACUGUCCUUUUGGCAUCUCCCUCCGCUACUCUCUCGUUUUCGAUUUCAGUUCCCAAAGCUCUCUUGGGAUCGCCUGGAAAGGAACACCAUGAACAAAGUAAACGAGCAAUUAUAGCAUCUGGAACUGCAACCUCUCUGUCAGUAGUCAUGGGAGGAGCCGAGACUCCAUUGAGCGAAAUCCCUCACAGCGUGUUUGGUUACGAAGACACAAUUCUUGAAAACGUCAACGAACGAGCAAUGUCGCUGCUUGGCCAGUUUCAAGAAGUCUCUGGUUUGGAGCAGCUCGUGCAUUCUCAAGACAGUUUGGCUCAAGCAGCUUCGGUACUGUCAGCUACUGUUGAUGUGGAUGUCGAUCUCGAUGUCGAUCUCGAUCCUAUGCAACAAUUUGUGAAUGGAGAGAAUCCCAUGGCUUCGGCUGCUUGGUCUGGUCCACCGGAUGCUCAAUGGAUGGAACAGAUGCAGACACAGACACAGACACAGACACAGACACAUGCAGAGUCAUAUGCAAAUACACAGGGAGUCAUGCCAGACUCUAUAUACUCUUGGGACGAUUACCAGACAUUUGCUUCCACCAUGCCAGAUGCCAAUGUUGAUGUCAAUGCCAAUGUCGAUUACAUGCAACAGUCCUGGGAGGCGUCACCGCCAUUGGAAUCCCUCUUUGAUCAGACUGUCUCCCAAUUCAUUGCAGAUGCUGCCAACGCUGCUCCUGCUGCCAAGACUGCAGUAGCUCAAGCUGCCACCACUGCGGUACAGGCUGCUCCAGCGGCCAAACCUGCGGUAGUGGCACAAGCGACACAAUCUGCCGCAAAUGCUGCCCCAGCAGCCAAGACUGCUGUAUCACAAGCAGCUUCUAAUGCUGCUGGACUGGACAGUAGCAAGAAACUUAUUGCGGAACUGGAAAAAACUGUUUCGUCCUUUGACACGUUGGCGUCAAAGUCAGCGAAUAAUCUUGAAGACCUUGCAAGACAACUUUCGGAUCAACUCUACCAAUCCUUUGCAACACCGCAAGGUGCCCAAGCAACACUCGCAGAUGCUCCGAAAUACAUUGCCAAGAAAGGGGAUGCCGUUGUUCAGGGAGCAUUGGAUGGAGCAGGUCGAAUCUUUGAAUCCAGUACUGGUCGGAUUGUUGAAAAGGGAGCCGAAACCCUGCAAGCUGCCAAAGAAACUCCAAUCAAAGCUAUCAUGUCUAAUCUCUUGCAUGUCAUUGAGCAAAUUGCAAGCAUCAUUCUCAAGACUAUGGAUGGUCUACUCCAGAAAUUCUCUGGAUACACAUUCUCGGGACACAUGGCGCAUUUCAAGACAUCCUUGACACAAUUGGUGGCACAAACGACGGGGUCCAUUGGUACGGCAUCGAACAAGAUUGGCCACCUCAGUAUACAACAAAUUGUCGAGUUCAUGUUGAAGGAAGUCGUUUACUUUGUUCAAGCUCUUUCGGGUAUCUUCCUAUCCCUCAUGGACGCAUUGCUCAAGUCCUUCACUGGCAACACCUUGACCGGACACAUUCAUCAGCUGCAAGUCACUGUCAACACGGCUGUCACGGAUACCGUACAUCAAGUGACUUCUACGCUGCACGAUCUGGGUCAACUCGAUCUCGCUGAUGCCGCUAAACUGUUGGUCUCGCUUGUAGCAUUCAUUGCCAAGCUUCUCUUUCAACUUUUUAGCGCAUUCGUCAUCGUUCUCAGUGGACAAGGAAUUGAUGACUGGACGAUACAGGCCGCAGGAGCAAUCAAGACUGAGUUGGCGGCCAUGGCGACUUCUGCUGCACAAGCGGGAACCACCAUUGCGGAAUCAAGCAUUAGCGAACUGGGGGCUCUGCUAUUGCAACUUUUGGAAACUACAUCGGUCGUAUUGGUUGAAGGAAUGCAGGCACUUCUCGAAAGUGUAGGGUUCUUGGUGCAAAGUGGUGGAUCCUUUGCUGGAGCACUCGCGACGGAUUCCUUUCAAUCGGUGACAGAUAGUGCCAGCUUUAUGACUGCCAAUCUGUAA
Molecule: messenger RNA, 2016 nt
Organism: Cylindrotheca closterium
Lineage: Eukaryota; Bacillariophyta; Bacillariophyceae; Bacillariales; Bacillariaceae
Source: the annotation of a GenBank genome assembly